Populus nigra (black poplar) is the source of this 876-nucleotide messenger RNA. RefSeq lists its product as uncharacterized. The transcript is spliced from 6 exons. NCBI's taxonomy places the organism in Eukaryota, Viridiplantae, Streptophyta, Magnoliopsida, Malpighiales, Salicaceae. Bases 1 to 576 code for a protein of 191 amino acids. The record is from RefSeq and is a predicted model, not a curated record.
AUGGAAGAGAAAGAAAAAGGCAGCAAAGGAGGCAGUGGGGAGAGAUGGAAAGGAGCUAUAGCUAAUCUAACAGAGAUGACAUCGAAUCUAGACUCUCUUCAAAAGUUGCUCCUUAAAAAAGCUGUCUUUGUUAAUGAAGAAACCUUCUCAAAAGCCUCCCUCACUUCUGAACAAGCCCGCUCCGCUCUAUCAAGAUUAUGCCUUCAUAAAGCUAUUAGUCUUGUGAUUGGGAUUUCGAGAAAAGUGAUGCUGAAUGCUGUUCUUGAACAACGGGUAGAGACUUUGGAAAGAGAACUUGAUGCUGCCAUCUCAGCUGCUGCUCAUGCUCUAGCAGAAAAGCGUCAGGCAGAGGCAGCACAAAAGGAUGCUGAAUUACGUGCACGUGAGAUCACAAGAGAACUCGAGAGCACCACAAAGGUAUUUGAACUACACAUAGAGGAGUUGCGUGCAAAGCAAGAAGAAAUUUCUAAGCGUGACAGUGACAUUAAACUUUUGGAAGCGAUAAUUCAGACACUUGGUGGUAAAGAAUCCCGUUCUACAAGAGGGGUACCGUGUUUGAAUUUAUCCCUCCUUUAACCUCUCUCGCGGCAGACAGGAGCGUGGGUCAGGUCUGAUGCUUUGAUCUCCAGUUUUGUAAUUAACGGUGGUGAUUUUACCAAUUACACUGCAUGCUUUUAGCAUAGUGCAACAGUGCAGAAAAUGCUAUUUAAAUUGGUCUGACAAUUCAAAGACGGCUUAGCUCAACAUUCAUGCACUCUUCCCUAUGGGAGUCCAUUUUGUUAAGCUGUAAAAGAGAGCUUCGAAGGUCUGCAAAAAUUCAACUUUUUUUUUUUAGCUUAAAAAUAUAUAUAUUUUUAAUGAUUUCGGAUGUUUUGA